AUGCUAUGUUGAAAAAGACUAUUUAAUUGAACAGCUCUCUGGAAGCAUUUGUUGAAUCAUUUUUUAAAGUUAUGUGUUCGCAACGGAUAAAUCGAGACCAGGUUAUGGCCACAACCGUUUUAAAGAAGAAAGUGUCACAUUUUGAAAAAGGAUCGCCGGAAGAAAAGUAUUUGAGUGUAUUGACAAAAUAUGCUUUUAAUCGUGUGAACUGUGAAAUGGAAGCAAUGAAAAAGGUAAAGCAGGCCUGCCUUGAGCAUUACGGAAGUACUUGCGAUUCAUGUUCGUGCCAAUUUUCCAUUUCAAUGAGACUGCCAUGCAGACACAUUUUUAUUGUAAGAGAUCAGCAGAAUUUGAAUUUAUUUGGCCAGAAUCUAUUUGAUAAGCGGUGGGGCAAAGAUUAUUUUAUACAAGUUUGUUCAGAAAUGCAGUCAGCAGAAAGUCCUAUUUUAAAUAGUCAGGAUGUGAUAUCUGUUACAACUUCCAAGAAAACUUUAACGAAAAAUCAAAGAUUUAACCAGGCCUUAAUUUUCGGACGUAGUUUAGCUGAUUUUGUAGCGGAAUUUACAGGAGAUAUCUAUGACCAAUUUCUUGCUGAGAUGAUGGAAUUAUUAACUAAAUGGAAAAUUGAACUUGGAUAUAUCGAUCAGGCACAUUCUUCAAAAAUUCAGCAAACAUCAAAAGAAAGAGAAUCAACGAGUCAACCUUCUUCCGAGAGUCAACAAGAACCAACAUUUGAUGAUGAAGCACCUUCUUCCGAAAUUUAUCAUGAACCAGAAUCUGAUGGCCAAGUACUUUCUUUCGAGGGUCAACAAGAACCAACAUUUGAUGAUGAAGCACCUUCUUUCGAAAUUUAUCAUGAACCAGAAUCUGAUGGCCAAGUACUUUCUUUCGAGGGUCAACAAGAACCAACAUUUGGUGAUGAAGCACCUUUUUUCGAGGGUCAACAUGAACCAGCUUAUGAUGAUGAAGCACCUUCUUCCGAAAUUCAUCAUGAACUAGAAUCUGAUGGCCAAACACCUUCUUCUGUAAUUCAAGAAGAACCAACAUCUGGAGUGGGAUUACAAAUAGUGACAGCGCUACGAAGAUUUCGCUACGUAGCGAUUCAAAGCUACAUUCACUUUAAAAAAUUUUCUAGCUAUCGGGUGACUAAAAAAUAGUAUCAUUUUGAUAAAUUUAGGUUGGUACAAUUGUUUUUCUGUGUAUUUUUUUUCUCAUAUUUGCUUUAUUUUAUAAUUUAACAAUUUUUUUUUGGAAUCAAGAAUGUAUCAAAUUCAUAAGGAUUUCCCACGAUGAAGAAAUGAAGCAAUUUAAAGAAGUAUCUAAAAGACUGACA
Messenger RNA from Leptopilina boulardi, 1333 nucleotides. RefSeq lists its product as uncharacterized. Bases 72 to 1157 code for a protein of 361 amino acids. The transcript has 2 exons. Gene Ontology annotation, molecular function: zinc ion binding. NCBI's taxonomy places the organism in Eukaryota, Metazoa, Arthropoda, Insecta, Hymenoptera, Figitidae. The record is from RefSeq and is a predicted model, not a curated record.